UUACGUAAUACGUAUUCGAUAUUAUAAUUUAUAAAUUCAUCAUUUUUAUUUAUAAUAAUUAAUAAAUAUUGGAUGGUUCAGUAUUUGGUAUUUCGAUGUUCCGUCAUUUUAAUUAAUUGAUACUCAAGAUUUCAAAGUUACAAAUUAAUAUUAUUUGAUUAUUAGUUAUUCAAUCUGGGGAACAGGAUCCUGAAUUUUUUUGAGGAUAAUAAUUUUAGAACUGCUAUUGAAUGUUCUUAAAAAAAAAACGCUUUCUCGUGAAAAAAUAUUAAAUAGAACAAUAGAUUUAAGAUCUCGAAAUUAUGUCGAAGCGAGUAACAAAUGAUCGCCCUGAUUAUUCAGAUCCUACUGAUGAUAGUGAUGGUAGUGAUUUUGAUGAGGUGAAGAAAAAAACUAUAAUGGUUGGUAGCGAUUAUCAAGCUCAAAUUCCAGAUGGAUUGUCCAAGUAUGGAGAUGAUCCACCAUAUCAAAAUGUUGACAAACUCCUCUGGGAUCCAUAUAAUUCAACUGAUGCAGUUAUUGCUGACUAUCUUCAUCAUAUUUAUCAGAUUUCCCACGGUAUAAGUAUAUUACCAAAAGGUAAGCAUGUACGAGAUGAUGAAAAUGCUUUAUUUUUACUUUUGCAAUGUGGGUUUAAUACUGAAGAAGCAAUACGUCGAGUUUCAUUAAAUGAUCAAAUGUUUGGUCGGAGAGCAAUGAUGGUGUGGUCAGAAGAAGAAUGCAAAAAUUUUGAAAAUGGUAUUCGUUGCUUUAAUAAAAACUUCUAUCUGAUUCAACAGCACAGAGUGACUACAAGAACAGUUGGUGAACUUGUUCAUUUUUAUUAYUUAUGGAAAAAAACAGAAAGGCAUGAUGUAUUUGCUAGUAAAGAGCGACUGGAAAAGAAAAAAUAUGCUCUUCAACCAGGUAUUACAUUUUAUGAAGACGGAGAAAACUCUGUACUUAAUCAAAAGACAAAUCAAGUUGGAAAUUGUUUAAUUUAUUGUGAUCCAAAACGGCUUCAACGCAUGGAAACAUCAGGUGUACAUGUGACUCUUGUAGAUAACUAAAGGGUUUGUUAAUAAUUAGUUUAAUGUUAAUAAAUUUAAGUAUAAAUAAGACGUUCCUCUAACUAUUUACUGUAAUUUCAAUUAUUUAUUAGYUUAUUUAUGGUGAAGAUGUACUACAUUUUUAUCAAGUAUUAUUAAUAUUAUAAUUUCCAAAUUAAUGUGUAAUAUUUAAUGUUAACAUGUUAACAUUUUACUUAGAAUAGCGUUUAUAAGACAAUUAACACUUAAGUAGGUAGCUCAUUGAAUGUAAUAUUAUGUAAAAAAAAAAUAAAAUACCUAACAGGGUAAAUCCAUCAUAAUUGAAAACCAUAAUUUAUUUUCUGAUACAUUAAUUAGUGCAAAUAUUAUCAUAAAUUAAUAAAUURCRGUUUAAAUAUUUUCCACUGAAUCAAAGCAAAUGUAAACUAUGUUCAUUCUGUUACAUGAUUAUUCACUAAUYUGUUUAGUUAGUAUUAAAAUAUAAUAACUAAUAAAGAAACUAUUUAUACAGUAGAUAUUUACCGAAUAACUUCAUGGACAUUCUAAUAUGCCAGUUUUAUUGUGUAAACAGUACUAUUAUAAUUAUUAGUUUUUUUUAAUUAAGAUUAAUAUCUAAAAAUGAUUAUAAUAUAAUAUUUAUUUAUUGCUUUAGAUGUAGGUACCUGUAUCUAACUUAUGUAUUAUGUAUUUAUUUAAUUUUUUUAUAAAUAAUAAAACUUAACUGGAGAGUUAAUUUAAUUUAUAUUUAAUUUAUAUUAAUUCUUAAAAAUACACUUCAGACUUAAUGGUGUCUAAAUAUGUUUUUUUUAUUUUAUGCUUUCAUAUUUAAAUAAAUUUUUUGUUAGUGGAGCGUUUUACAAUUCUAAACAUAAUUAUUAUGUUUAAGCUUAAAUUAUAAUUUUUGUACCAAUAGAUUCUAUAGAUUCUUUUAUUAAUAUUAGAUACAUUAUAUAGUGAUUAUUAACUGUAAAAGUAUAGUUUGCAGGUAGUAUGAUUAAAAUAAUAAAAUAUACUAUUUACAUUAUUUAUUGUAAAAUGUCUGCAUUUUGUGAUUAAAUAACAAAUUGUUAGUAUUAUAUUUUUGGUCACAAUAGAAAUUAAUUUAUACAGGAACUAACAUUUUUUGCUWAAUAGUACUAGGUCCUUAACCUAUGUUGACUGAUAUUGUUUUUGCAAAAUAUUAACAUAAUUUAAUUMAAUAUUAUGCUUUGGCCUAUGUGCUUUCUGGAUUCUUAUUUUUAUUUCUUAAUUCUUUAGUUUUUACCUAUGUUAAUUUUUUCUAUUAUA
Messenger RNA from Diuraphis noxia (Russian wheat aphid), 2315 nucleotides. Its product is annotated as mesoderm induction early response protein 1-like. Gene Ontology annotation, biological process: negative regulation of transcription by RNA polymerase II. Gene Ontology annotation, cellular component: nucleoplasm. Lineage: Eukaryota; Metazoa; Arthropoda; Insecta; Hemiptera; Aphididae. The record is from RefSeq and is a predicted model, not a curated record. Gene Ontology annotation, molecular function: histone deacetylase binding; transcription corepressor activity.